Molecule: messenger RNA, 693 nt
Organism: Seriola dumerili (greater amberjack)
Lineage: Eukaryota; Metazoa; Chordata; Actinopteri; Carangiformes; Carangidae
Gene: nedd8l
Product: NEDD8
Exons: 4
Coding region: 115-390 (91 amino acids)
Biological process (GO): modification-dependent protein catabolic process; protein neddylation; regulation of proteolysis
Cellular component (GO): cytoplasm; nucleus
Molecular function (GO): protein tag activity; ubiquitin protein ligase binding
Source: RefSeq, a predicted model, not a curated record
AGGAAGUAAACUAAAGGCAGACACACAAGCAGGUUGUAAAUCGCUAGUUUAUGAAGUGUUUUGAUCAGUUAACAGAUCAUAUCAUUUUGACUUGAGGUAUAUUGUUUAUUCAACAUGCUGAUCAAAGUUAAGACUCUCACUGGAAAAGAAAUAGAGAUCGACAUUGAGCCCACAGACAAGGUGGAGCGAAUUAAAGAAAGGGUAGAGGAGAAGGAAGGGAUCCCCCCGCAGCAGCAGAGACUCAUCUACAGUGGAAAACAGAUGAAUGAUGAGAAGACAGCAGCAGACUACAAGAUCCAGGGAGGCUCGGUGCUCCAUCUUGUGUUGGCGCUAAGAGGAGGAUCAACGGUCCACAGUCCCGGCUGCAUACACCUCUCCUCUUUGUCAUGAGUUGCUGUUGUCAUUGGGCCAGCUGAGUGCCAACGCUUUAGGUGUCUGUCUCCGUCUAACCAUGUUACAGCACAAAGAUUUGAAAUCCCACGCUCCUGGGCCAAUGCUAAAAAAAAAAAAGAAGAGAAAAAAAGAAAAAAAAUCAACAAGAAAGGACGUUCUUAUUCCUUGGUAGAUGUUUUUCAUAAACCCACAUUGGCUUUCUGAGUUUGACCAUUUGAUGCAGGCACCCAUGCAGUACAAGAGACAGUUUGAGAACACUGUGGUCUUUUUGCUUGUGAAUAAAUGCUGAAGUUAAUUUAA